Molecule: messenger RNA, 300 nt
Organism: Colletotrichum acutatum
Lineage: Eukaryota; Fungi; Ascomycota; Sordariomycetes; Glomerellales; Glomerellaceae
Exons: 3
Coding region: 1-300 (99 amino acids)
Source: RefSeq, a predicted model, not a curated record
AUGUCUUCCCCAGCAAAGACCCCCGCGGAAGAGCAGUCUCGUGCGCCUGCCUAUCCCACGUCCUACCCACCAGCCAACACAGGGAUGAGGGGAAACAUGCCCGCACCAGGCCUCCCUGUCCCCAUGCCCAACCUGUCUGGCACCGCAAAUGGCCCUGUUGGUAACCUGCUCAGAGGCCCUGUCGAUGAGAACGGGAAGUUGACCAAGGCUGCUCUGAUGGUUGGCAUCAAGCUGGAUUUGGAAGCCGAGGUUCACUUGACUGCCCGCGUCCGUGGUGACAUCCUUGUUGGUUUAUACUAA